AUGGAGCUAUCAAACAAACUCCGUUGGGACCAACUCCUGAUUCUGGCAGCAGCGCUUAUGUCACCUGCGUUGAAAGCAGGAAACAGUGCGAGGAGAAGCACUGGAGGAUUUAAAGGAGGCCGUCGCCGCAUUAUGUCCAGAGAGCUGGUGUUCUUUGAGAAGUCUCCAGAUUUCUGUGAAUAUGACCCAUCCAUAGACUCUCUGGGCACACAAGGUCGUACCUGUUUCAAUGUUGAGACUGUGGAGUACAAAAACAUUAGCUUUACUGUGUGGGACGUGGGUGGCCAGGACAAAAUUCGUCCCCUAUGGAGGCACUACUUCCAGAACACACAAGGUCUGAUUUUUGUGGUGGACAGUAAUGACCGUGAGCGAGUGAAUGAAGCCCGGGAGGAGCUGAUGAGAAUGCUGGCAGAGGAUGAGCUGCGAGAUGCUGUUCUGCUCGUCUUUGCCAACAAACAGGAUUUGCCAAAUGCCAUGAAUGCAGCAGAGAUCACAGACAAGCUUGGCCUCCACUCGCUACGUCACCGCAAUUGGUACAUCCAAGCCACGUGUGCCACCAGCGGGGAUGGUCUGUAUGAGGGCCUGGACUGGCUCGCCAACCAGCUCAAGAACAAGAAAUGA
Knipowitschia caucasica is the source of this 621-nucleotide messenger RNA. The record is from the annotation of a GenBank genome assembly. NCBI's taxonomy places the organism in Eukaryota, Metazoa, Chordata, Actinopteri, Gobiiformes, Gobiidae.